Molecule: messenger RNA, 873 nt
Organism: Meloidogyne enterolobii
Lineage: Eukaryota; Metazoa; Nematoda; Chromadorea; Rhabditida; Meloidogynidae
Source: the annotation of a GenBank genome assembly
AUGUGUCUUGAAUUAGAUUGUAUUUCCCUAAAUGAUUGUCCUGCUGGCCCUCCUGGAUUUCCAGGCGUGGUAGGUCCUCCAGGGGAACGGGGAAUUGGUGGUGUACCAGGAAUUCCCGGACAUGAUGCAAUGGAUGUAAAUAGUGCAAUCUCCAAAGGCUGCUUUAACUGCCCUGUUGGACCUCAAGGAACUCCUGGAAAAGAAGGCAAUCCAGGCAUACGAGGACCACGGGGACCUAAUGGAAUUCCAGGGGAAAUAGGGAAGCCUGGAAAAGCUGGAGACGUUGGUAAGGAUGCGGAAAAAUUAAUAGGACGUAAAGGAGUGCGUGGAACAGCUGGACCUGAAGGACCUCCAGGCCAAAUAGGCGAAAAAGGAUUAGAUGGAGUGCAAGGCAAACAAGGGGCGAAAGGUCCACCAGGAACUCCUGGAUCGCAAGGUCCGCCAGGCCCUGAUGGUGAAGAAGGAGGCCGAGGCGUAGUAGGCAAGCAUGGCCAAGACGCGGAGUAUUGUCCUUGUCCAACUCGUGAUGGUUCAUUUGGAAAAAGAAGUAUAAGAGGUUAAUCUUUGAUUUAGUUUGGCAUGGAAGAAAUUUAAUGUUGAUUUGUAAUUUAAAGUCAAGAUUUUUUGAAAUAUGUAUGUAGUACAUGUGCGUAAUAUCAUUUAUUUUUAAGUUUACGAAUAAAAGCUUUAUUAAAUUUUUUGCUUCCGCCUCUGCUUUCCAACUACCGUUUUUUAUUUUUUUCGCUUUCUUCCGUUUAAAACAGUUUUCCGUCAGUAUUUUUUUGUGUGGUCACAACAGAUCGGGCCAAUUAUGAAAAGGUCUUCGCUACACGAUGCCCGUGCUCCGCUGAGGUCUUGCUCGUUUCGCUCGCG